Sparassis crispa is the source of this 1596-nucleotide messenger RNA. RefSeq names its product Transposon Ty3-G Gag-Pol polyprotein. The transcript has a single exon. The coding region runs from base 1 to 1596 and encodes 531 amino acids. Gene Ontology annotation, biological process: DNA integration. The record is from RefSeq and is a predicted model, not a curated record. Gene Ontology annotation, molecular function: nucleic acid binding. Lineage: Eukaryota; Fungi; Basidiomycota; Agaricomycetes; Polyporales; Sparassidaceae.
AUGUCUCGAUUUCAAUACAAAAUCCAGUACGUAGAAGGCGCGACCAAUAAGGUUGCGGACUGUCUAUCGAGGUACUAUGAGAACGACAAUGCGGAUGAAUUCACACCCAUCCAGGAAUAUGCGAACACAGAUGCUCAUCUAGACCCUGAGUGGGAUGACCUACCCUCCAACCGUAUUGCUGAGCUGCACGCUGGAACGAUCCAGCGCUCAGCACAACUGCCCAAGGAUGUGCAGGAGUCAAGGGAUCAGGAGGCCAGCGAAAUGGCCUCUCACCUGCCCCUAAUAACGCCAACCCCAGGCGCAAAGGACGAGGAUCCAAUGAUUGCCGAAUUAUACACCAACGGACCUCCACUGAAGGCCCAUUUGGAACAGGAUACCCCAUUCCUGGCCGCAGUCCAAAAGGGCUAUGGUGAGGACCCAUUAUUUAGGAAGAUCGUUGAAUCCCCAACAGAAUUCAGCACCUUCGUAAUCUGGGACAAGACAAUAUAUACAAAAAACUGCCAGGAUGAAGAAGUUAUCUGCAUCCCGAGGGUCCUGUACCGUCAUCGAAUGAUGACCGAGAUCAUCAUUGAUAGAGGGCACACGACCAUAGGACACUACAGCCCACAGAAGACGUUGGAAUACAUCCGACAGUGGUUCUGGUGGCCUAGGAUCAGACGCGACAUCGAAAAAUUCUGCGUGACGUGCGGGGCCUGCCAAACGGCAAAGCCUCGCAAUCACUUGCAAGCGGGACUACUUCAUUCCUUGCCAAUUCCAUGGUUUUCGUGGAAUUCGAUAGCAAUGGACUUUGUCAGUCCAUUUCCGCGAUUAAAGGGAUAUGACUACCUAUGGGUAGUCAUAUACCGCCUUACAUCAAUGGUACAUCUGGUCCCCGUGAAUACAACAAGCAUGGCCUCGGACAUAGCUGAGCUCUAUGUCCAAGAAAUUGUGCGACUGCAUGGGAUGCCUGAGUCCAUCGUCUCAGACCGGGACUCGAAGUUCACGUCAAAAUUUUGGUGUGAACUAUAUCGACUCCUGGGUGCGAAGCUACUUAUGUCGACAUCGUUCUAUCCGCAAACCGACAGGCUGUGUGAGCGGACCAUCCGAUCGGUAUCCCAAAUCCUACGGUCAAUCGUGUCUCCCAAUCAAUUAGAUUGGAUAGACAAGAUCCCGAUGAUUGAGUUCGCAUUGAACUCAGCCACGAGCGCAACCACAGGAUUUGCCUCAUUUGAACUUAAUUAUGGAUACUUGCCGCGAAUGAUUGGAGGCCUGCACGGAACCACGAAAUUCGUGGGCGUGCAGAAAUUUGCCCAACGAGCAUUGGCCAACCUCGAGAUAGCGCACAAUGCCAUCAUCAAGAGCCAUACACACCAAACAUUCCAAGCCAAUAAACUAUGGCAGGAGGAGCCGGAGUUUACGACUGGAUCGAAGGUGUAUCUAUCCACGCAGAACCUCGCACUACCUAAAGGUCGUGCGAGGAAGCUGAUGCCCAAAUUUAUUGAACCAUAUGAGAUCACCGACGUUCAUGUGGCAACCUCUAACUACACGUUAGAGUUGCCGCAAGAACUGAAGGAUCGGCGUAUCCUACCUACAUUCCACGUUUCGCUACUCCGAUGA